AUGGAGCCAGAGGCACUCCAAUGGCUUACAUGGACGUAUGCUCGUCGGCUUUACGAUCAUGUGACAUCCAAUGAUACCCUCACUUUUAAAACAUGGAGCCUCUUUCACGGCGUAUAUCCCAACGACAUUAAACAACAUGCUACGUUUCGUUUCCACGAAGUGGAUGUUCAUUCUAUGUCAUUUGCGUCCCGACAGCUUCCCUCUAUAGUGGAUCGCUUAUCCAGGCUCGAUGUCAGCAUGUUGACUUUUCUUUCAAUCCGGUGCCAUGAUCUGAUAAUCGAAGACCUGGCAGCCCUCACCAAGAUCAAUUCACUUGCUGUUCUCGCACUAAGGGUUGAGAGAGUAGCUGGUACUUACGUCGAUCCAAUUCGUGACUGGGGACGCAUUGUACAUGAAAGUGGUGCUUUCCAGAAGCUACGCGUACUUUUUUUCUAUAGCCCCCGUGGGAUCCAGAGAGACUCUUUGCUCAAGCACAUCGCUUCUUUUAAAGCUCUCAACCUCGUUGGUAUAUAUGAUCACAAUAGGGGCCCUGACACCAUAGAGGGUUGGAUGGAUUGGUCUACCAAGUCUCCGCAAGACAUCCUGUGCGUGAAAAGUAGCCCUUCGGCUAUCUGGGAUGACCGCGAGAUUGGAGACGCCAUCAAGACGCGACAACUAUACGAUCUCUCCCUCACUCUCUCAAAAGAGCCACACGAAAAAAAUGCCUACAGGUCACUAGCCAUGAUCUAUGAUGCCAUGAACGGGCCUACUUUAUCGAGUAGUAUUAAAUGGUUCUUUCGGGAGCCUGAACAUAUGCCUGGUCAAGUAAGCAAGCGCCCUCUGAGCAACACAUACCAGGAUGAGAGAAGGGAUGGAGAUGGAAAGAAAAAGAAGCUUCGCGCUAACAAGAAGGUGGAUGUAGAUUCACUCUUGGGUAGCUUUGCGUAG
Messenger RNA from Pyrenophora tritici-repentis Pt-1C-BFP, 927 nucleotides. RefSeq lists its product as uncharacterized. The record is from RefSeq and is a predicted model, not a curated record. NCBI's taxonomy places the organism in Eukaryota, Fungi, Ascomycota, Dothideomycetes, Pleosporales, Pleosporaceae.